AUCUGAAGAUUGAAAAGCUUCCUUAUUUCUCUGAGCCUCAGUUUCCUUCUUUGGAAAAGGGAGAUAAGAAGGGUGAUGAUAAUAAUAAUGAUGAUACUACCAUUGGCACUUUACAUAUAAUUUAUGCCUUCCCUACCUAACUUACAAGAGCCCCAAAUAAGAAGAAAAGUACAUUACAAAACACAUAUACACUACCAGUUGUGUGGUAUUCAUUGUUUAAAAAUGCAAAGUUUUUUUUUCUCAUUACUUAUAACAUUUUCAAACGAUUCCCAAAUAUUCCAUCAGUUUACUCUGUGUUGACCUUCAUGAUUAUCACUACUUGGCUUCUUUAGAAGAUUUUAGUGCUUAAGUUCCAUUUUGAAUAGUUUGUCCAACUGUGCCAACCUGGAUGCACAGAAAGUUCUCUAACUCCAUCAUAUGCUAUGUAAUUCUUUCCCACAUCCUAUCACAGAUACUCCAUGGAUCUGCCAGAUGUGUUUGAGGCCAUCCUCUGUCUUACAUGUAGUAGGCUGUAAUAAAUAUUUUUGAGUAAUCAAGAUUUAUCUGGGCAGUCCAGAACACCCCCAAAAGGCCAGUUAGAUCUACUAUUCAAUCAGUCAGUACUCACUAAACCAUUUAUUAAAUGCCCACUGUAUGCAAGUCAGUGUGCUAGGGAUACAAAUACUAUAAAUGAAACAGUUCCUGCUGGAAAGGAUAUUGUAUUCUAAUAGAAGACAACAAGGACAUAUAUAAGUAUUUAUGGAAUAAAUAUAAAGAGAAUAAAAACAAGGCAGUUUGGGAGAAAGGCACAGAUAAUCAGAGGGUAUCAAGAAAGGCUUCAAGUAGAAAGUGGUACUUGAGCUAAAUCUUGAAAGAACAGAAAAAUUCUGUGAGAUGGAGGUAAGGAGAGAAUGCUUUCUAGCCAUGGAUACCCCUAAUGCAAAGUCAUUGAGAUGAGAGAUUCAUUAUCACAUGAAAAUCAAAAAAGACCCAUUUGUCUGGGGGGAAAAAGAGGAUGGGAUAAAAGUAAUGGAUUAUGAGGCAGGAAAGGUAGAUUGGGGCAAAACUCUGAUUGAUUUUAAAAGCUAAACAGAGGAGUUUACAGUUGAUUCUUGGAAGCCACCAGAGUUUAUUGAGUAGGGGAAUAUUCUGGGCUAGGCCUGAUUUCUAGGCUGAGUGUGACUGAGGACAGCCCCAUGGUAGUCAGUGUUCACUAUUAGGAUGAAAUGAGACACUUUAUCAGGCCCUAACAAAGGCAGACUACUUAGCUUUAGCAGAAGAAAAGAUAUUCAGCAAGAAUAUGUAUUGAGGACCCUUUAAGUUGAUUCAACUGAACAAAAUUCACCUACCUCUUAGUUGCCCUAUGAUUAUCCAUCAGCCAAACAUGAGACAGCACCUGGAGUUCCUUGUGGCUGAUUUUUAUUCAGGAAGCUAUAUCAGUGGAAUGUGACUUUAGUCCCCUGAGCCAAUCAAGUCUUGAGGAUGGUUUCAAUACUUUUUAAAGAAAAACUAGCCCAACAUGCACAGAGGGACUGGAUGAUGGGUAAAGGGAAAUUGUUAAGAUGUUGCUCCUACCAUAGAAGAUAGUCUUUGUUAAAGGAAGUUAAAGUCCUGUUAAAGGAAAAUCAGUUUAACAAUAUUUUGGAGGAUGGGCUGGAGAAGGGAAGGCCUUGAUGAAGAGAAAUCAGCUUCAGGAAGCCUUUGCAAUCAUGUAGGUGAGAGAUAAUGAGGGCAUGAACUAAAGUGGUAGCUGUUUGAGUAGGAAAAAGGAGUCAGAUAUAAAAGAUGCUUCAUAGGUAGAAACAGCAGGGGGUGGCAGCUUAUUGGAUGUGUAUGGGAGAGGGAGAAAUUCAAGAAAAUGCUAGAAUUAUGAACCUGACAGGCUGGAAGAACAGUGAUAUCUUCAAUAGAAAUAGAGAAAUCGGGAAGAGGAAUAUGGAUUAGGAAAUAGAGAUAAUGACCUAUGUUUGGGAUAUGUUGACUUAGACAUGUCUCCAGGACAUCCACUUUGAAAUGAUUCAUAGGCGAUUGCUAAUGUGGAAUUGAAGUUUAGGGAAAAGACUGUGACUGGAUGUGUAGAUCUAUGAAACAGCCGCAUGGAGUUGAUAAUUAAGCCCAUGAGAGCUGCUCAGGUCACCAAGACAGUGUUUAUAGAGAGGUUUUAAGACAGAGCUUUGAGAGAUGCUCACAUUUAGCAGACAUGAUAUGGAUAAGAACCAACAAGGGAAACUGAGAAAUGGAUAGGAGAAGAACAAAGAGAGUAUUGUCACCAAAGCCCAGAAGGAGAAAAAGGAUUCAAGAGAGAAAAGGGUGGCCAUCAGUAUCAAAUGCAACAGAUAGGUCAAGAAAAAUGAAGACAUAAAGACAUCGGAUUUAGCAACUAAGAGAUCACUGGUAACUUUGGAGUGGGCAGUUUCAGUUGAGGUGAGGAUCCAAAUUGCUGAGGGUUUAGAAUUAAAUGAAAGAAGUGAAGACAGUGACAAACAGCUUUUUCCUGAGUUUUGUCUGAGGAAGGAGAUAGAUAGAUGAUAGUUUGAUGUAGAAUAGGGUCAAAUAUUAAAGGGUGAGAAGAGAUUGAAGUUGUAAUCUACUGGAGGAAAUGGGAGGGAUGGGGGUCAAGUGUACCUGGAGAAGUGAAAGUCCAUCUCCUUACCAAAGACUUGGGGCUGGAGGGUGAGGCAGAGGAAUGACAAGACUCUGAGGUAAAGUAAAAGGGAAGAUCAUGUCAAGAGCUUCAGCUUUCUUAAAGUAACUGGAGAUGCUUAGCUGAAAGAGAAGGGAAUGUUUCUGCAAAUGUAGACAUUAGGAAGGAUUGAGAUGAGAAGGUUUAGGAAAAUGUAGGAUGAUUGUCUUUUCUUUUAAAAUUGGGAGGGAGAUUUUUUAAAAGAGUCCCCUUUCUCCCACACCCAAAAUAAGAAGAGAACAGAAGGAAGCCCAGAAGGAAUCACAGACAGCAGGAUAACUUUGAAAGUUACAUGUCAGAUUUACUAUAUACUUAAAAGGCAAGCCCAAUCUAAUAGAGAUCUCAGAGUUUCAUAUGGAAUCCUCUCAUCUACAGUAUAUGUGGAAAUGCUCAUUUUAUUCAGUAUUUAAGUUCUGAAUUAAAAAAAAGUGCAGAAGCUAACAAAUCAAUUAGGGAAGAAUAAAGGAUUAAGUUAUCAAAUUGAAGGCUCAGUUGAAGUUGAAUAACAUGAAUUCAUAAUUUUUCCAGUCAACAAAGUUGCACGAUUUCCUCUAACUCUUUUCAGUAGCAUAUGUACAGGAUCAGAAGAGGCAGAUAUGAAUAAUCUUGGGCUGAAAUUCAUCAGGGUAACAAGAGGCAGUAAGUCAGGAAGGAGGGCAAGAGAUUAAAGGUUAGAGGACAGUGUAGGUUUGAAUUGGUCAACUAUAUGUCAAGACUGGAGAAGGAAAUAAAGUCAUAGUAGAAUUAAUGACCUGAGAAAAUACCGAUUGGAGGUUUCUGGGUGGGCAAAGAAUAACUUUAGGAAAGGUAAGACAUAGGGAGAGGACAGCCAGAAAAAUGUCCAGAUUUUUCAUUAAGAAAAUGGAAUCCAGCUGUGAGCUCUUCCACCCAGCGUGCACUUGCCUCCAGGUGCGGCACCACCUCCUCUCUCUUAAAGGUUUAAACUUGCCACUUCAAAGUUCGCCAUGGAUGAUGAUAUUGCUGCGCUCACUGUUGACAAUGGAUCCGGUACGUGCAAAGCUGGCUUUGCAGGAGAUGAUGCCCCUCGGGCUGCCUUCCCUUCCAUUGUGGGGCACCCCAGACAUCAGGGUGUGGUGGUGGGUAUGGGCCAGAAAGACAGCUAUGUGGGGAAUGAGGCCCAGAGCAAGAGAGGUAUUCUGACCCUGAAGUACCCCAUUGAACACGGUAUUGUCACCAACUGGGAUGACAUGAAGAUCUGGCAUCAUACUUUCUACAACGAGCUCCGUGUGGCCCCUGAAGAGCACCCUGUACUGCUCACAGAAGCCCCCCUGAACCCUAAAGCCAAGAUCAUGUUUGAGACCUUCAACACCCCAGCUAUGUACGUUGCCAUCCAGGCUGUGCUGUCCCUAUAUGCCUCUGGUCGUACCACUGGUAUCGUGAUGGACUCUGGUGAUGGUGUGACCCACACUGUGCCCAUCUAUGAAGGUUAUGCCCUUCCCCAUGCCAUUCUCCAUCUGGAUCUGGCUGGCCGUGAUCUGACGGAUUACCUCAUGAAGAUCCUGACCGAGAGAGGGUACAAUUUCACCACCACAGCUGAGAGGGAAAUUGUGCAUGACAUCAAGGAGAAGCUGUGUUACGUGGCCCUUGACUUUGAGCAGGAGAUGGCCACCGAUGCAUCCAGCUCUUCUCUGGAGAAGAGCUACGAACUCCCUGAUGGUCAGGUUAUCACCAUUGGCAAUGAGAGGUUCCAGUGCCCAGAGGCUCUCUUCCAGCCAUCUUUCUUAGGCAUGGAGUCCUGUGGAAUCCAUGAAACUACCUUCAACUCAAUCAUGAAGUGUGAUGUUGACAUCUGUAAGGAUUUGUAUGCUAAUACUGUAUUGUCUGGUGGUACCACCAUGUACCCAGGCAUUGCUGACAGGAUGCAGAAGGAGAUUACAGCCCUAGCCCCCAGCACAAUGAAAAUCAAGAUCAUUGCCCCACCUGAGCACAAAUACUCUGUCUGGAUCGGAGGCUCCAUCCUGGCCUUCCUCUCCACCUUCCAACAGAUGUGGAUCAGUAAGCAGGAGUAUGAUGAGUCUGGGCCUUCCAUUGUCCAUCGCAAAUGCUUCUAAAUGGACUAUUGGUGUUUUUUUCUUGGUUUUUUGUUUUUUUUUUCUUUUUUUUUUUUGUCAAAGGGUGUGACAUGAUAAUUGCCCAAAAAAGAUAUGAGAUUGGCAUGGCUUUAUUUGUUGUGUUUGUUUGUUUGUUUUUUGGCGCUUGACUCAGGACUUAAAAACCUGAACGGUGAAGAUGAUGAGCAGUCUAAAGUAAUGUUGGAGGCAAACAUCCCCAAAGUUCUACAGUGCGUCUUCAGGACUCUGAUUGUACAUUUUUUUUAACAAGUCAUUCCAAAUAUUGUAUAAUGCAUUGUUACAGAGAGUUACUUGCCUCUAUGAAGGCUGUCUUGCUCUAUUCCCACAGGAGCAGAGCUACUUAACAUAAAUCCAGAUCAGGGGGAGGGGAUGGGGGGGGGGAGGGUGGCAGUAAUAUUGCUUUAUAUGUAAAUUAUGUAAUCCUUUAAAAAAAACUUUUUGUAUCUUCCGCCUUAAUACUUGUUCCUUUUUUUUUUAAUUGUCAGCCAUAAGGAAUGGCUCCCUAAAUUCUCUCCCUGCCCCCAUCAUAGAUGUGAAUGAAGACUUUAACAGUCUCCCUGGGAGUUAAUGAGAUUGGUGCCAGUACUUAGGGGAGGGGAGGAGCUUUACCUGUACACUGACUUAAGACCAGUUCAAAUAAAAGUGUACACGUUAAAGAAAAAAAAAGAAAAUGGAAUCCUCAAUGGAAUAGACUUGGGGUAAAUGAUAGUAGCAGCUUUGGGGAUGAGAACCCACUAUUUGACAAAAACUGCUAAGACAAUUGGAAAACAGUUUGGGAGAAAUUAGACUUAGAUCAACAUCUUACACCCUAUACCAAGAUUAACUCAGAGUGGGUAAAUGACUUAAAUAUAAAGAGGGAAAUCAUUAACAAAUUAGAUUAACAUAGUAUAUCUGUCAGAUCUAUGGGAAAGGAAUUUAAGACCAAGCAGGAGAUAGAGAACACUACAAAAUGUAAAAUGAAUAAUUUUGAUUACAUUAAAUUAAAAAGUUUCUGCACAAACAAAACCAAUGUAACCAGAAUUAGAAGGAAAGCAAAAAAUUGGGGGGGGGGGUAAUAACAAAAACCUGAAAAAGGUCUCAUUUCUCAAAUUUAUAAGGAACUAAGUCAAUUGUACAAAAAAUCAAACCAUUCCCCAAUUAACAAAUGGGAUAUGAAUAGGCAGUUUUCAGUAAAGAAAUCAAAACUAUCAAUAAGCACAUGAAAAAGUUUCUAAAUCUCUCAUAAUUAGAGAAAUGCAAGUCAAAACAAUGCUGAGGUACUACCUCAUGCCUAGCAGAUUGGCCAAUAUGAUAGUAAAGGAAAAUAAUAAAUGUUGGAGGGGAUAUGGCAAAAUCGGGACACUAAUGCAUUGCUUGUGGAGUUGUGCCAUUCUGGAAGGCAAUUUGGAAUUAUACACAAAGGACUUUAAAAGAAUGCAUACCCUUUGAUCCAGCAAUACCAAUACUGGAUUUGUACCCCAAAGAGAUAAUAAUUGUACAAAAAUAUUCAUAGCUGUGUUCUUUGGGGCAAAAAAAAAUGGAAAAUGGGGGGAAGUGUCCCAAGAUUGGGGAAUGGUUGAACAUAUUGUGGUAUAUGAUGGUGAUAGAAUACUAUUGUGCUAUACGGAUUGAUGAUCUGGAGGCUUUCCAUAUGACCUGGGAGAACCUCAGUGAACUGAUGCAAAGUGAACCGAGCAGAACCAGUAGAACAUUAUACACAGAAAAUAAAACAUUGCGGAAAAAUCCAAUGUAAUAGACCUUGCUACUAGUAGCAAUGCAACAAGCCAGGACACUCCUGAAGGACUUGUGUAAAAGAAUGCUAUCCACAUUGAGAGAAAGAACUGUGGGAGUAGAAAUGCAAAAGAAAAACAUAUGACAUCACUUAUCACAUGUAUAUAUGGGUAUGUGAUUUGGGGACUAGGCUUAAAAAACCACUCUAUAGCAAAAAUGAAUAAUAUGGAAAUAAGUAUCAAGUGACAACAUUUGUACAACCCAGUGGAAUUGCUUAUUGGCUCUGGAAGUGGAAGGGAAGAGAAGAGGGAGAGAAAAUGAAUCAUAAACAUAGAAAUAUUAAAAAAAAAAAACUUUUAAAAAGUGAAAAUAGGGGGCAACUGGGUAGCUCAGUGGAUUGAGAGCCAGGCCUAGAGAUGGGAGGUCCUGGGUUCAAAUCUAGCCUCAGACACUUCCCAACUGUAUG
Messenger RNA from Monodelphis domestica (gray short-tailed opossum), 6931 nucleotides. The record is from RefSeq and is a predicted model, not a curated record. NCBI's taxonomy places the organism in Eukaryota, Metazoa, Chordata, Mammalia, Didelphimorphia, Didelphidae.